AUGGGAAUCGCUGGUGACAUUUCCCCAACGAUUAGAAGUCUGCCAAAACAAUGUUCGCUGUUCUCGGCAGAAGCAGCGGCUAUUCUUUAUGCCAUCACGGUUCCUGCGGAUCGCCCAAUCCUGAUCCUGUUGGACUCCCACAGUGUUAUUCAGGCCAUUUCGUCGGAGGUCCCGGUCCACCCCUGGAUCCAGGGCAUCUUGAAGGUUGCGCCACCAAACACUACAUACGCAUGGAUUCCCGGACACUGCGGGAUCCCAGGGAACAUCGAGGUGGACAACCUAGCCGGGUCAGGCCCAUCGGGUCCUCGGUACUCGCACAAGGUACCGUUGCAGGACGUGAAGAGAUGGAUCACUUGCACAGUGCGGACAGCGUGGGCAACGGAAUGGUCCAGUGCCAGACUUCCGUUUAUUAGAAAAAGUUAA
This is a messenger RNA of Ochlerotatus camptorhynchus, 423 nucleotides long. RefSeq lists its product as uncharacterized. Bases 1 to 423 code for a protein of 140 amino acids. Lineage: Eukaryota; Metazoa; Arthropoda; Insecta; Diptera; Culicidae. Gene Ontology annotation, molecular function: nucleic acid binding. The transcript has a single exon. The record is from RefSeq and is a predicted model, not a curated record.